Messenger RNA from Parus major (Great Tit), 2211 nucleotides. Its product is annotated as C-factor-like. NCBI's taxonomy places the organism in Eukaryota, Metazoa, Chordata, Aves, Passeriformes, Paridae. The record is from RefSeq and is a predicted model, not a curated record. Bases 1431 to 2192 code for a protein of 253 amino acids. The transcript is spliced from 6 exons.
UCCUUUCCUUUUUUUCACCUCUUUCCCUUUGUUUCUCUUUUCCUUUUCCCCUCUCUCUUUCCCUCUCCCCUGUUUUCUUGCCCCGGGCGCAGGCGGGUGGCCCCAGCUGCAGCAGGAGAGGACGGUGCCAGCAGGGCUGUGGCAGCCAUGGAGCACCCAGAGCACCAGGAGUGAGGGGCCCCGGCCCCAUUCCCCCCAGCUGCCUGCUUGGGGCCAGCACAGCUCUGCCUCAUUCCAGGGGGCAGAAGCAAUGGGCUGGGGGUGGAGGAGGGGGAAGAAGAAGUGGGGGACAUGUGAGAGGGUGGGGGGCUGCGGGUAAAGGCACUGCAAUCCCCUCUGUCUAGGAGGGACACCAAGGUGCAGGGACUGAGGAUGCUGAACCUCCACUUUGCCCCCCCUCACAAGGAUCACUUGGGACCCCCCUGCAAACCCCCUCAGUCUCCCUCAGCACCCACAGACCCUGUGCAGAGUCUGCUCAGAGGUGGCUCCAGGCACAGGAGGUUUGGCUCAGACCCCCAAGCAAAGCAGCUGAUUUCUGCCGGCGGCUGGAGGAAAGCACAACCCCCCGGCCCCCCGCUGUACAUAGCCCCCGCCGCCCCGCUGUCUGUCGCAUCGCAGCCCCUCAGCCCUCCCCCUUAGGAAUAACAAUUUAGUUCUUCCCCUUUCCCCUUCUCCUGCCCAGAACCACUGAGGCCAAGUGACAAAUGUUUGGGUUUGAGGGAGGGGGGGGGGGGUCGUCUCUUAUUUUGUACAGAAAACAAAAAUUCUUUGGAAAAGAAAAAAAACUGACCUGUCUUUCGACUGAAGUAACUUUUCUGGUGCUGUUGUUAACUUGGUCUUUAUUCUUUUUUUUUUUUAAUUUAUUUUUCCCCUCGUGUUCCCACCUCUGCCGCCGCUUCCCUUCUCCCUGUCCCUCUGCCACAUUUUCUUUCAUUCCGUCUUUAUUUUUCUUUUUUUUUUUUUAUUAUUAUUUUUUUUCUGGUGGUAAUUACCCUCUUUCCCCCCUCCCCCGUUUUCCAUAGUCACUGCUACAAGUAACGAAUGCACUGUGAAGAUUCCAGUAUUAAUAAAGGUUGUACUGUAAUUAAUAGCCUUGCCUGUGCUCCUAUGGAUGUUCUGGUUCUCUGGGUCACCCCAGUAAUGGGGAACAGGUGGGAAGGUACCAUCACCCCUUUGGGGUUCCCAUGGCUUGAGGGGGUGUGUGUUUUGGGGUAUGGAGGAAUGCAACAACCCCGUGGUCAAGGUGAUGGGUGACCCUGGGAUGCAGAAGAACAUCCUGCUGCCCCAUCCCCUCCAGAAGAGGGGGUGCAGGCGGUUCCCCCCACCUCCACCCAUCCCAGCAGCACCCGCAGCGUUGCCACCUCCCGGAUUAUCGAGGCCGAUUGCCAAACCUCGCUGGGCAGCACAACCGGCUGGGGAGAGCAGUGGGGAUGGAGGGGCUCAGCGUGGGCAGUGUCCUGCUGACCAGCUGCGAUGGGGGGCUGGGCCUGGCGCUGCUGAAGGGGCUGCUGGAGCAGUCCAGCCCACCCCGGCACCUCUUCGCUGCUUGCCUGGACCCCCAGGGCAAGGCUGUCAAUGAGGUGGCUUUGGGCUUUCCCAACGUCAUGAUCCUGCCUCUAGAUGUGACAGAUCCCAACAGCAUCAAGGAAGCAGUCAGGAAGGUGAGGGAGGAGGUGGGAAGUGCUGGCCUCAACCUCCUGAUUAACAACACCGGCACCACGCGCCGCAGCACCUUGGCCACUGAGACAGCAGAGAACAUGAGCCUCGUCUACACCACCAACACCAUCGGGCCCCUGCAGACAAGCCAGGCCUUCCUGCCCCUGCUGAAGGAGGCGGCUGAGGCCGAAGGACAGCGUGAGAUGAGCUGCAGCAGAGCUGCCAUCAUCAACAUCUCCAGCAUCCUGGGCUCCAUCGAGGUUGCAGAGGCUUGGGAAGAGAGGCAGGACAUCUGCUACCGCUGCAGCAAGGCUGCUCUGAACAUGCUUACCAAGUGCCUGGCCCUGGAGUACGGGAACAGAGGGAUCCUCUGCGUGUCUGUGGAUCCUGGACAUGUGACACCUCCCUUGGAACAGGGGAUGGGCCCAGUGACACUGGAGGAGAGCGUGAGGGGUGUCCUGCAGCUGCUGGCCCAGCUCUCAGCCACCAGCAAUGGCACCCUCUGGGACUGGAGAGGGCAGAGGCUGCCCUGGUGAGAGCAGCAUCUGCCCACUG